AUGGCGACCCGGCGCGCGACGUACGAGCGGCGCUGCCAGAGCCUGAUGAAGAAGGCCAGCGAGCUCGCCGCGCUCCCCGGCGCCGAGGUUUGCGUGGUGGUGUACGACAGCGAGGACGCCGGCGCUGCCGCGGCGCAGCCGGAGGUGUGGCCCUCCGCCGAGGAGGCCGCGCGGCUCUUCAGGAAGCUCAAGGCCAUGCCCGAGGGCAGGUUCAAGAAGACCAUGAGCCAGCUGCAGUUCCUCCAGAACCGCGUCUCCAAGGUACGUGAGCAGGUGAAGAAGUCGGCGGUCGUGAACGGCGAGCUCGAGUCCUCGGCGCUCCUCCAUGAGUGCGUGGCCGGGCGCCGCCCCGGCCUCGUCGGCGUCACCGAGAAGGAGCUCGCCGGCCUUAUGGAUUUGGUGGAGGCCAAGAUGAGCAAGGUGAGAGCACGCCUGCAGCAGCUUGGCGUCGGGGAAGGUGCACACCCACGAGCGGCGCCGCCGAUGGAGAACGGAGGGGAGCUUGGCGCCGUGUUCUGCAGUGCCUUCGAAGGUGGCGACGGCGCCGGCCCGAGCGGCAGUGGAUGUGAAGCGAUAGAGGCUUCCAAUCAGGGCUGCGACUUGGGGUCCCCAUGGGCUCAGGAGUGA
Messenger RNA from Setaria italica (foxtail millet), 627 nucleotides. Its product is annotated as agamous-like MADS-box protein AGL80. Lineage: Eukaryota; Viridiplantae; Streptophyta; Magnoliopsida; Poales; Poaceae. The transcript has a single exon. Gene Ontology annotation, molecular function: DNA binding; protein dimerization activity. The coding region runs from base 1 to 627 and encodes 208 amino acids. The record is from RefSeq and is a predicted model, not a curated record.